This is a messenger RNA of Podospora anserina S mat+, 972 nucleotides long. RefSeq lists its product as uncharacterized. Lineage: Eukaryota; Fungi; Ascomycota; Sordariomycetes; Sordariales; Podosporaceae. Bases 1 to 972 code for a protein of 323 amino acids. The record is from RefSeq and is a predicted model, not a curated record. The transcript is spliced from 5 exons.
AUGGCCGACAUUUCGAACGGACAUGCGAACGGGAAUGCCAGCGUGGAUGCCCUCAAGAACAACCUUGCUGCCACCUACAACAAUGUUACCAGCGGCCCUGUAGCUCAGAACAUCAAGGCCGAGGGCGCGAGAACCACGGAUGAGCUUUCCAACUUGGCCAACUCUCGCCGCGCUCCUUCGUACACCGCGGCUACUGGCCAGCCCUUGACUCAUUACCACUCCUUCUUCUCGGAGCUGUUGUCAUGGAAGAAUCCUCGCGCCUCUGGAAUUGCCUACCUCACAAUCGUCUCGUUCAUCUUCUCGGUUAGAUACCUGGAUGUGCUCCGAUGGGGUCUCAAGCUCACAUGGAUGGCCCUCGGUGUUACCAUUGCCGCCGAGAUCGCCGGAAAAGCCAUUUUGAACAAUGGCUUUGCUACCCAGCUCCGCCCUCGCAAGUACUACACUGUUCCUCGAGAGACACUUGAUGCCGUUAUUGGCGACGUCAACGAACUUAUCAACUUUGGUGUGAUCGAGUCCCAACGCAUCCUUUUCGCUGAGAACAUCUGGGCUUCCGCUGCUAUUGCCCUCGGCGCCUUCAUCUCGUACUACUUGGUCAAGGUUGUUCCGUACUGGGGUCUUGCUCUCAUCGCCACCUCCGUCAUCUUCUUCGCCCCUCUCAUUUACACCACCAACCAGGAGCUUAUCGACAGCCAGAUCCAGCACGCUGGUGAGAUUAUCAAUGACCAGACCGAGCAGAUCCGCUCCUUGGUCCAGAAGAACACCGAGCAAGCCACCCAGGUUACCAAGCAGUACAUGGGCGACUACACCGCCAAGGCUCAGUCCUUGAUCAAGGGUGCUGUUGGUCAGGAGAAUGGCCACAAAUCCGAGCUCAAGCCGACUGACUUCCCCGUCGCUCCCAAGGAGGACAUCAAGUCGGAGCCUAUUGCUCCCCCUACCAAGGCCGGUGAGGAGGAGCCUUUGAUCGCUGCUUAA